This is a messenger RNA of Capsella rubella, 1329 nucleotides long. Its product is annotated as mitogen-activated protein kinase kinase kinase 18. The transcript has a single exon. The record is from RefSeq and is a predicted model, not a curated record. Gene Ontology annotation, molecular function: ATP binding; protein kinase activity. The coding region runs from base 1 to 1329 and encodes 442 amino acids. Lineage: Eukaryota; Viridiplantae; Streptophyta; Magnoliopsida; Brassicales; Brassicaceae. Gene Ontology annotation, biological process: protein phosphorylation.
AUGGAAGAGAUGAUGAGAUCUGAACUUGUUUCCAUGUCUAGUUACUGCCGUCGCUAUGGUCAUCUCAAGCUCCACGAUUUCUCGAACCCGUCUUUCAAAAAGACUAAAUAUUCACCAACGAAGGUCUUUGUGGUUUCUUCUUCAUCAAGCAACUCCACCUCUCCUCCUCCUCUUCCUCAAAACCCUAUUUUCCAAUCAUUCUUCUUCCCCGUUACACCAUCUCCGAUCAUUCCUUAUCUACAACAUUGUUCCAGGAACACUAAAAAAAGGAAAUUUACACCGUCGAGUAGCAGUGGCAGUGUCAAAGUUAUAAGCAGAGAAGCUUUCAACGCCGCCGUUAAGAAACCUUCCGUAGCCGUUAAGAAACCUACCGUAGCCGUUAAGAAACCUACCGUAGCCGUUAAGAAACCUAUCGUCGACGUUAAUAAACCUACCGUCGCCGUAACCCACGACAGAGGAGUGAGAAAGUCUUCGUCUUGGGUUAAAUCUAGGUUACUUGGAAAAGGGGGUUACGGUUCUGUAUACCUAGCGACGAGUAAAGACGGCAGAUACAAAACAGAGAGAGCGAUCAAAACUGCAGAGCUUUCACGUGCGUCGAGUCUCAUGGACGAACGAAGGAUCCUAAAGCGUUUGAAAUCUCCCUUCGUGAUCUACUGUUACGGCGACGAGAUUGUACGCGAAGGGACGAGUGAUUGUUACAACUUGAUACUCGAGUAUUGCUCUGGCCAAUGUCUUGCGGAUGUGAUUGAAGAUAAUCAAGGAGGGUUGUCGGAGUUUGAUGUGAAGCUAUACGCUAAGGAUGUUUUGUCUGGUCUAAGUUACAUUCACGACAGGAACAUUGUUCACUGCGACAUUAAACCGGACAAUCUCUUACUCACCCCUGUUGAUCACCGGUUUAGGUCUAAUGGGUUUUUGACAAAGAUUGGGGAUUUUGGUUUAGCUAUGGAGAAAGGUUCAGUGGAGUAUGGAAACGGAUGUGGUCAUAAGAGAGGUACGACAAGGUACAUGGCUCCGGAGCUUAUAGGUCAUGGGGUUAUAGACUUUGCUGUGGAUAUUUGGGCGUUUGGUUGUUCGGUUCUAGAGAUGCUAACGGGAGUACAAGUUUGGGGAGAGCAUGGUGAUCUCGUUUAUGACGAUUGGGUCAGUCUAAUUGGUCAUAGUGAUCUCAUUCCGAACAUACCGAGUUGGUUAUCUGAAGAAGCAAAAGACUUUCUGAAGAGGUGUUUCGUCAAGGAGCCUAAUGCAAGGUGGGGGAUCAACGAACUCCUCAACCAUCCUUUCCUCAGUUCGAAUCAAGUUUUCUCUCAUAAUGGUUUUAUAUAUGAAUGA